Molecule: messenger RNA, 4325 nt
Organism: Choloepus didactylus (southern two-toed sloth)
Lineage: Eukaryota; Metazoa; Chordata; Mammalia; Pilosa; Megalonychidae
Gene: LGI3
Product: leucine rich repeat LGI family member 3
Exons: 8
Coding region: 299-1945 (548 amino acids)
Biological process (GO): regulation of exocytosis
Cellular component (GO): synaptic vesicle
Molecular function (GO): protein binding
Source: RefSeq, a predicted model, not a curated record
GCCGCCGCAGUCCGCAUCCACCCGACCGCGGGCAGCCCUGGGCUCCCGGCUUCCGAGCUCCCCGCGGCUCUCCGGAGCCUGCUUGCGGGAACGAGCAGGGGAGGGGACGGCAGCGGGCGCCCGAGGGCAAGAGGAAGCGCUCGAGGCGGCGAGGGGAGUCUGCGCUUCGCAGCGAGCCCCAAGCUGCGGCGGCAGCUGCCGGUGGCCGGGGAGGUGGCAGCCCGCGUGGGGUGGCACAGCCCGCGGCGAGCGGUGAGGCGGGGGCCGCGGCCGGCGGGAGGGAGCGCUUGCAGGCAGCAUGGCGAUGCCGCAGGCCAGGCGGGGCCGGGGGCCCGGGCUGCUGGCGCUGUCCACGCUGGGCUUCUGCCUGAUGCUGCAAGUCAGUGCCAAGAGGCCCCCCAAGACACCCUCCUGCCCGCCCAGCUGCUCCUGCACCAGGGACACCGCUUUCUGCGUGGACUCUAAGGCAGUGCCCAGGAACCUGCCCUCGGAGGUCAUCUCCCUGACACUGGUGAAUGCUGCCUUCUCGGAGAUUCAGGAUGGAGCGUUUUCCCACCUGCCGCUGCUGCAGUUCUUGUUACUCAACUCCAACAAGUUUACGCUGAUUGGAGACAACGCCUUCACAGGACUGUCGCACCUGCAGUACCUCUUCAUUGAGAACAAUGACAUCUGGGCACUGUCUAAGUUUACCUUCAGAGGACUCAAGUCUUUGACCCACCUCUCGCUGGCCAACAAUAACCUGCAGACACUGCCCCGAGACAUCUUUCGGCCCCUGGACAUCCUGAGUGACUUAGACCUCCGGGGCAACUCACUCAACUGCGACUGCAAGGUGAAAUGGCUGGUGGAAUGGCUGGCACACACCAACACGACGGUGGCCCCUAUCUACUGCGCCAGCCCACCCCGCUUCCAGGAGCACAAGGUGCAGGAUCUGCCACUGCGGGAGUUUGACUGCAUCACCACAGAUUUCGUGCUGUACCAGACCCUGUCCUUCCCAGCAGUGUCAGCAGAGCCUUUCCUUUACUCCAGUGACCUCUAUUUGGCUCUGGCUCAGCCAGGUGCCAGUGCCUGCACCGUCCUCAAGUGGGACUAUGUUGAGCGGCAGUUGCAAGACUACGAUAGAAUCCCAGCCCCCUCGGCAGUGCACUGCAAGCCAAUGGUGGUGGACGGCCAGCUGUACAUGGUGGUGGCACAGCUGUUUGGCGGCUCUUACAUUUACCACUGGGAUCCCAACACCACGCGCUUCAACAAGCUGCAGGACAUCGACCCCCAGCGCGUACGCAAGCCCAAUGACCUCGAGGCCUUCCGCAUCGAUGGCGACUGGUACUUCGCCGUGGCCGACAGCUCCAAGGCGGGUGCCACCAGCCUCUACCGCUGGCACCAGAACGGCUUCUACUCCCACCAGGCCCUGCACGCCUGGCACCGUGACACUGACCUGGAGUUUGUGGACGGUGAGGGCAAGCCGCGGCUGAUCGUUUCCAGCAGCUCCCAGGCGCCCGUCCUCUACCAGUGGAGUCGCACUCAGAAGCAGUUUGUGGCCCAGGGGGAGGUGACCCAGGUGCCUGACGCCCAGGCCGUGAAACACUUCCGUGCCGGCCGUGACAGCUACCUGUGCCUCAGCCGCUACAUCGGCGACUCCAAGAUCCUGCGCUGGGAGGGUACCCGCUUCUCAGAGGUGCAGGCCUUGCCCUCGCGGGGCUCUCUGGCCCUGCAGCCCUUCCUCGUGGGUGGCCGCCGCUACCUGGCACUGGGCAGCGACUUCUCCUUCACCCAGAUCUACCAGUGGGAUGAGGGGCGACAGAAGUUUGUGCGCUUCCAGGAGCUGGCUGUGCAGGCCCCUCGGGCCUUCUGCUACAUGCCUGCUGGGGACGCCCAGCUGCUCCUGGCCCCCAGCUUCAAGGGACAGACGCUGGUGUACCGACACGUCGUGGUGGAUCUCAGUGCCUAGAGAGGUGCCGAGGCUUCUGGGUUCCUCGGCGUGGUGCCGGAGGCUGGGUGGGAGCCUCUGGGUGGCUGGCACAUGUGCCUGUGGGAAGACAUGGAUGGCCAACCUGCCUACAUGCCCUCAGUGACAGACACACCCAGCGAGCAGAGGCACACCCCGUGGACAAGCCGGGGGAGCUCAUUAUCAGAGAUGCAAUCACACGCACACCUGUAUAUAUUCCAGGCACACCCAGGCCGCCCAGUGCACCAACGCGCCCUCCUGUGCUGUACGUGGACCCCUCAAGCCAGCCCCUCUUGCCCCGCUGCCUUCCCCACACUCCUCACACAUACCAGUGGCCCAGAGUAGGGGUGCCGGGAGAGAGGGUGAACCCCGCCACCCAGCUCUUGUGCUUCUCUUUCUGCCCCUCUGCCCUCUCCUGUUGGUGCUGCAGGGGUCUCUACCAGCUCCUGCCCCACAUUCCAGCCCACUGCCGUAUCUGGGCUCCCUCUGAUGGACACACUCAGUCACACCCAGAUGUGGUCACACCCUCCCAGACACCUGUCUACACCCCGUUCCCAUGCACACAUGCCCAGGAGUGUGCGCGCACGGCAACUCACUGCUCUGCCUCAGCAGCUGCCCUCCUUCUCACCUCUCUCCUUGGAGGGGCGCGCAGUUCCUAUUGCUCCCCUGCUCGCCCCCAGGUGCCCGCCCUGCUGCUGAUGAGGAUGAGGAUGGUGGGGCCAGCCUCUGGGCACCGGCUCGCCCUCCUCCUGGGGGCGAGGCCCUUUCUUCCCUGAAGCAAUAACGACAACGAUGACGACAGACCCUGGGCUCUUCCCAGUGCUGCGUGUCUCUGUUCUCUCUGGAAUUUCCUUCUGGGACCAGAAUCCCAGCUCGCCUGUGGACAAGAAACCACCCAGAUGAGAGCCUUUCUGCAUUCCUUUCCUGUAGCUGCCGCUGCCUUAGCCUGGGACCCUCCCCAGGUUCAGCCCCACCUUUGGGAUCUGGACGCCGAGCUACGCUGGCUCCUUUGGGUGGAUACUAGAGCUGCCCACGCCAGGGAACUGCGUGUGCCCUGAGCCACUUGUGUGGGUGCCAGGAGUAGAGCUUGGCUUGGGAGCAUCUUGGGGGUCCUGGCACCCCUCCAAUCCACAUGGGCACACCUCAGGAGCAUCACUGCCUUUCAGUGAAAGCAGAGAAGGGUGGACGGGGUGGGGGUCCUGCAGGGUGGGUGUGGGCCCCUGGGAGCCAAGCUUCUGCUGCCAUCUGCUGUAUGCUGGGAAUAUAAACUCUGAGAUGCCAGGCUCCUUGAGAGGAGGGGGUGGGGAGGGGAGAGCCUCUUCCCUGGGACCAGGUUGUGUGAGGGCCUCCUUGUGGUGGGCCCAGGGAUGCUUGGGGGCGAUGCUAUGAUUCAUUCCCCAUUCACUGGCUUCAAAUAAAAAGUUCCCUCCCCAUUGCCGGCUCUCAGGGGUCUGUCCAAUGGUGACAAAGUUCAGCAGCAGGUGUUUCAUUAAGAAGAGAGCCAGGGCCAUGGCCUCUGUCCCUGCUGCUCACGGGGUGCCCAGCAUCAACUCUCAGACCCUCUUCCUCCCUCUCCUCUCCUUCCAAGAAGUGGGCACCCCCAAGGUCAAUGAGUGAUGGGGUCAGGAGUUCACUCAGGUGUGGGCAAAUGUGACUAGUCUCCGUCACUUGGGUCUGACUCAUGGUCCAAGUGUUCCUUCCUGGAGAUCCCAGUCUUGGGACCCACUGAUACUUGAGUCUGUCCCUCUGUCAGGUCAACUGGCCCAAGGUAAGCUCAGCAGUUCCUUUCCACUGCUUGGCAAAUGUCUGCCCUUGCCACCACCUGCCCCCCAGGUGAGGCACCUUGGAGUCUACACGACAUAUUGGUCUCUUCUCCCCACAUUUAAUCAGCCACCAAGUCUUCCCCAUUGCUCCCUCCAAAUGUUUGCCUGAUGGGCCCUGUUUUUCACCUUCUUUCUACUCAACUUUUGUCCAUCCCCUCUUCUCAUUGCUCAUUGUCUUGGGUCCCUUAUGCACCUCCCUUGCCAACCCUUUUCUCCUAUAGUUCCAGACUCACCACCCUAGAAUAUUCGUCCACCAUGUCAUCCCCUGCUCAGGAACCUAUGCUGAUUCCCUGUUGCUUCCGGCAACAAGUCCAAGGCCCUGCCUGACCCAAGCCCCUCACCAGUCCUGAGAAUGGAGAGAACGGUGACAGUGAGUGGAGGAGUCAUGGGGGUUGGGGCGCAGGCUGGAGGCCAUGCUGAGGGUCAGUGUGGGUAGUGGGGGUCUCAGGAACAUAAUCACUGUAUGGCAAAAUGGGGGUGUGUUUGAACUGUGGGGAUCCUUCUCCUUGUCGCCCCCUCUCUGCCCAAGGACUUGAAUAAAUGGAAACCUGAAUUAUUCA